CUCCAGUACCUGACGGCACACCAACAGCAACUUAGUGAACAUGGUCACUGGCUUCGGAGAAUGAGGCUCCUGAGAAGGUUGAGAAGCUCUCCUUACUGGAAAACUCUCAGCCUAGUGCAUCAGUAUAGUCAUAGACUUCAAAGCUUUGCAAGCUCUCUUGCUGGAUUGAGCAAGAGUACACAAAUACUGAGAAGGGCCCCAGCGGCAUUGUGGAAAAUCCACUGAGGAGGCUAGUGGAGAUUUUUGCUGUGAUUCUACAGCCACGCCCAGGAAGUUGAGAUGGCUGAGCGGCCAGAAGUGACUGUCUAUGACAAUAAGGAGCUGCGUGACCAAUGGGAAGAUCGUGCCAAUGCGUUCAGUCAGAGGGAUGAGGAUGAACGCGGUCGAGUGGAGAAGAGCGCCCUGAGUGGGCUGUUCCAGGAAUGGAAUUAUCGGCUGGCAGUCAGGACUGGGGUCAGUACUUCAGGAGACAAGAAGGGCAAAGAUAUGUCGGACUUCAGAAAGUAUGUAGUUACAGCCCCUACGGUCGAGCAAGAUGAGAAGGCCCUGCAAGCAAAGUUCAAGGUGGUGAUAGCCCCGAGAAAACCGGCACCACCACCUCCACCACCACCUGCACCUAAGAAGCGUGAGCCUAGACCCCCACCUCCAGCCAGGAAGGAGAGGCCCAAACCAGAGGAGAAGAAACCAGCCAGAGCACCACAACCAGCCAAAAAACCAAGUGCACCACAAGCAGCAAAAGCACCAUCUCAGCCAGCAAAGUCCAUGGCUGCCCCAGCUGCUUACAAGGAUAAUCUAUCUCAGGCUGGCUGGAAUGAGUCCUGGAAGAUACUGAAGCCCUUGAUAAAUAUGGAGAGAGCGUUAGGCUCAGGAAGAGAGGCCUCUGAAUUAAAUGUACACAAAUACCGCCCUGUGCAACAAUCACUGGAUGAGAUGCUGCCAUCUUCGUCAGAGUGGAACAAGUCCUAUUCAUCCUUGAAAAAUGAUGUGCAUAAAAAUUAUCCAAAGGAACAGAAACCUUGGAGGUCUUUACAGGAGCCCGGAAAUCUCAGUGGCUCAGAAUGGGAACAGUCGUGGAAGAUGCAGAAUAUCGAGUUUCAGCAGCAAGUGGAAGCCUGGGGCUUGGAGUGGUCUGGUUAUUGCCGGCAACCACGUGACAGGAUUUCAGAUGAUGCUCAACAAAGGGGAGAUGCUCCCCAGGGAUGGGAGGAAUCCUGGAAGUCCUUCAAACCUCAACCAGAACAAGAAAGUGAGCACCUGGAAUCAGAGGACUACUGGUCUAAGGAAUUCUUGGACUUUUACCAACAUGGGAUGUUUUGUCCGGGUUGGAAUGACUCAUGGAAAGUGCCGGAAGUGCAAACUCACAUGAACGCUUUGGAGGAAGUGUAUCUGAAAGACUGGGCUGAGUCGUGGAGGUGCUCCAGACACCACAGCUGGUGCAAGGAAUCCUCGCACCUCCUCCAUCGCCUCCAUGCCCUGCUGAAUUCGAAACGCAUGAUGUGCAACAAACGGAAGACCUCUCAGCUUCAAGAGGAGAUGCCAGCUGAGUGGACCGAGUCCUGGAUGUGCCUGAAAAGUCAGACUCAGCCACAAGAGGAAAAGGAGGAGGAAGACUCCACCUCAGUAGAAGCAGAUGUUUCACAUGUGCCGUUGCAUCUCCAGUUUCAUAUGUUGAACACAAAGAUCCCUGGUUGGGAUAAGUCCUGGUCUGUCUCCAAGGCCCCCAGUUCUGGGGAUGAGAAGCAAGCCAAGCCCGAGUGGAGAAACUCCUGGAAGAUCUCCAACCCAAACCCUGUUGCUAGCUCUAAGACCCAGAAGCAAGACAUUGUGUGUUGGUCAAAUGAACACAGGUCCUCCAGGUACAUGGAAUCAGAAACAGACUAUAUCACACCAAGUGAAUGGAGUGCAUCCUGGGAGACCGUGAAGCCUCCAGCUGAAUCAGAAACCAAGCCCCAGCAAGAGUCUGCAGAGGUGCAAAAUGGCCAUCCCAUUCAUGCACAUCUACUCAAAAUCCCUCUUCUGGAUUGGAACGAUUCCUGGAAAUUCGCAAACAAGCAGGCCAGCUCCAACACACUGUCGCUGUCAAGGUGGAGUGAAUCCUGGAGAUUCUCAAACCCUAACCACCCCGAGACCGAAAACCACAGGCAGAAGAGCAAUGGUCGGUGGCAUCAAAACGGUCCGUUCGAUGUAGACCCACAGUUCACAGAGUGGGGUGAAUCGUGGAAGUACCUGAAGUCUGACUCUCUGAAGCCGGACAUGCUUCGGGAGGACAGUGGGGAAUGGGGCGAGUCUUGGAGGGUGCUGAAUCCUCAGCUCUAUCUGAAGAAAGAGGCCUGGAGCGAGCAGGAAUCUGCCGGAGAGUUUUGCGACCUCCGUCUACAGCUGUCAUUCUUGUUGAAGGAAGAUAAAAAAGUAUUUAGCCCCGAGUUCAGCAUGCCAGAGUGGAAUGGGUCGUGGAAGUUUUUGAAACAGGAAAUAGAACAUUGAGAUGAAUUACUUUGGCAAUGGGUGGUGCGCCACUGUUCUGUGGGUAGAUUUAAUGGUUUGUUUUCGUUUGUUGUUGUUGAAACAGUUGACUGAUGUCUCUGAGCUCCACAAAUGUGACAUAUGAACACUAUUCAUUGUUUGAUUUCUUAUUUGAAAACACUAAUGAAUCAUUGCACAGCAAAGUUAGAAACUAAGUAAUAUUGAAUUUAAACCCCAGGCCAAACACCAUAUACAACAUUUUAAAUGGAUAAGACUGAAGAAAAUAUAAAGCAGCAAGCAGAUGAAGUCUGGUCUGUUUCCCGUCUGCCAUACAGAUGAACCUACGCAUAUACCUCAAGUUCAGUGGUAUUCAUACUGAACAAAAGACACAUUUGGGAAAGGUCACUCCUCGCCUUAAUUGAGAGAAUGAAGCAUACACCCCCGUGAAGGUUUUUAGAUACCACUCAAGAUGUCAAACACAAUGCAGGCAAAUUACGCGAACGUAGCUUGCUGUAAUGGAAUAUUUUCUUGGGUUUUAAAUGUUUUGCAUGGCCAACGAGUGCAUCUAUUUUAAACUCUUAUAAUUGACUGAUGAAGGUGUUUCAAUGCAUUUUUAGGAGUUUCAGAGUUUGCAUUAGUUUGUUCGUUUCUGAGUUUGAUAGCUUGUUACAUACAUAGCUGAUAAGAGUGCAAGAUCUAUUCCCUGAAGUGUGACCUCUUCUUCAGUACUAUCACAACAACUUUUGUGUUCUCAAACAAAGGAAUUACUAUAAUUACGAGGCAUUCUUUCUUUUUCAGCCAUAUCGAAAUUACAAAUAAAAAUGCCUGUAAUGCAUUCACUGGUUUUCUAUUUCAGAAAUACAUUUUUUCAUUUUUACACUGUCACAGAUGGUUUUGAUUUUAUUUUGAAAAUGGUGCUUAUUUUCCCUAGUUGUCUUAUUAUAAUUGCCUCAAAACAGUGCAUCAGAGAACUCUAUAUCUUGAGCUCAACAAUAUAAACAUAAGCCUUAUUGACUGUUUCACAAUGUGUCUAAACCCCAAUAACAGCUCGCAUGAUCAAACAAUGACAAUAUCUGUCUGUAAGCCGCCAAUAGCACUGUAAUGCUAUUUUCCUUUUUCCUCUAUUUAGAUGCAUUGUUUAGCACUUGCAUUUUUCACAAUACUUCAAAUUGAACGGAUAUUACUGAUUAUACUGAUAAACAAAGCUUUAGUAGGAGACUUAUUGAGAUAUGUUUGGUUACAAUACAGUACACCAGAGGUUGCACCUGUGGCAG
Sardina pilchardus (European sardine) is the source of this 3737-nucleotide messenger RNA. RefSeq lists its product as uncharacterized. NCBI's taxonomy places the organism in Eukaryota, Metazoa, Chordata, Actinopteri, Clupeiformes, Clupeidae. The record is from RefSeq and is a predicted model, not a curated record. The transcript has 4 exons. Bases 280 to 2484 code for a protein of 734 amino acids.